AUGCAGUGCGGUACCAGAGUCUUCACCAGAAGCAUUACUCCCGCUUUACCAAAUCGAGGCCGCAGCCAGCUCCGUGUUGUCAACACCACUCCAGUCAAACCUCAACCCUCAUACAAUCCUUCACCUGAUUCCGGCGAACUUGCAUAUCACCUGUGCGAGCUAUCCUUGAAAAAAAUGCAAAAGGAGGCGCGAGCCCAUGAGCCUGAUCUGCGACACUUUGUCGCCUGCAACUCCAUGCAGCGUCUUGCGUAUCAAGAUCUUUUACAUCGCCUUGAACUCCUACACCGGGCUGGGAUCCAACCACUACCCCUUCUUCCUGGAGUGGAGGACAUGUCCGAUGACGAAGAGAUGUGGGACAUGAGGACCCUUGAGCUGGCUGUCUCUGAUCUAGAAAGAGCGAGUAGGAAGGGUGAAAUUGCUCGUAUGAUAUGCUAUGAACAGAUCAAGGAAAUGUGA
Messenger RNA from Penicillium maclennaniae, 456 nucleotides. RefSeq lists its product as uncharacterized. Lineage: Eukaryota; Fungi; Ascomycota; Eurotiomycetes; Eurotiales; Aspergillaceae. Bases 1 to 456 code for a protein of 151 amino acids. The record is from RefSeq and is a predicted model, not a curated record. The transcript has a single exon.